Xyrauchen texanus (razorback sucker) is the source of this 2952-nucleotide messenger RNA. Its product is annotated as SRSF protein kinase 1-like. The record is from RefSeq and is a predicted model, not a curated record. The transcript is spliced from 16 exons. Gene Ontology annotation, biological process: regulation of mRNA processing; protein phosphorylation; spliceosomal complex assembly. The coding region runs from base 63 to 1949 and encodes 628 amino acids. Lineage: Eukaryota; Metazoa; Chordata; Actinopteri; Cypriniformes; Catostomidae. Gene Ontology annotation, molecular function: protein kinase activity; ATP binding.
CUUGCGUGUCCGGAGGCGCGCGCAUGCGCAUGGCCAGCCAAGCGGCCAACUAAGGGGCCAACAUGGAGAGAAAAGUUCUGGCACUUCAGGCUAGGAAGAAAAGGGCCAAAGCCAAGAAAUUGACCAAAAAGCCUGCACAUCCUCCACGUGGGCCAUCUCAACAGCAGCCUCCUAUGGAGACCCAGAUACAAGAGCCUGAUGAGGAAAUCCUUGGCUCCGAUGAUGAGGAGCAAGAAGAUCCUAAUGACUAUUGCAAAGGAGGCUAUCACCAUGUAAAAAUAGGGGACCUAUUCAAUGGUAAAUACCAUGUGAUCCGUAAGCUAGGAUGGGGGCACUUCUCCACUGUGUGGCUGGCUUGGGACAUCCAAGGGAAGCGGUUUGUAGCAAUGAAGGUGGUGAAGAGUGCAGAGCAUUACACAGAAACGGCUGUGGAUGAAAUAAAGCUACUCAGAUCUGUCAGAAAUACAGACCCUGAGGAUCCAAACAGAGAGAUGGUUGUGCAGCUGUUGGAUGACUUCAAGAUCUCAGGGAUCAAUGGAACUCAUGUUUGUAUGGUGUUUGAAGUGCUAGGGCACCACUUGCUUAAAUGGAUUAUCAAGUCCAACUAUCAAGGCUUACCUCUGCCCUGUGUCAAGAGCAUCAUUCAACAGGUUCUUCAAGGCCUGGAUUACCUGCACACCAAGUGUCAAAUCAUCCACACCGACAUUAAGCCGGAGAACAUUCUCAUGAGCGUUGAUGAGCAGUAUGUCAGACGGCUGGCUGCAGAGGCAACUCAGUGGCAGAAAGCAGGAGCUCCCCCUCCUUCUGGGUCAGCAGUGAGCACUGCCCCAGCUCCUAAACAGGUGCACAAAAUGUCAAAAAACAAGAAGAAGAAGCUAAAAAAGAAGCAGAAGCGACAAGCGGAGCUCCUGGAGAAAUGCAUUAUGGACUUUGAAGAGAUGGAGAUCGGACCUGAGGGCAAAGCGGAAGAGGAGUAUGACCCAGAAUCUCCAAAAUCCCCCUCCUGUGCCCUGCUCAGACAGGCAUCACUGCAGGACAUCGCUACAGAGGACACAAUAAUGGAGACCAGAGAGAGACAUACUUCAGAUGCUUCACUGGAGCUUAACUGUAACGGCUGCCUGCACACCAGUCAAACACGGCCUGAGGAGAACAUUCAUGGAGACCAGCGACAAGCCCAACUGCAGGAAGACCACCAUAAUGCAAACGCAUGUGCACUCGAUGUGGCUCAGAGCAUGUAUGAGUAUUGUAAUGGGGCAGAGUCCCCAGAAAUUGACCAGACAGCAUACAGUAAUGGCACCUCAGGCCAAGAGCAGUUGGAAGAAGGAGAGCUGCACCCUGGGGGGGAAGAUCAGCAAACGUCUAGAUCCAGAGCUAGGGAACAGAACAAGAACGGCAAGUUAUCAGCUGGAAGCCUAUUGGUCAAUCCACUAGAUCCACUCAAUUCGGACAAGAUCAAGGUCAAAAUUGCUGACCUGGGCAAUGCUUGCUGGGUGCACAAGCACUUUACUGAAGACAUUCAGACCCGACAGUACCGCUCUCUGGAGGUGCUGCUGGGCUCAGGGUACAGCACACCGGCUGAUAUAUGGAGCACGGCUUGUAUGGCGUUUGAGUUAGCCACCGGUGAUUACUUGUUUGAGCCCCACUCUGGUGAAGAUUACUCCAGAGAUGAAGACCACAUUGCUUUGAUCAUUGAACUGCUGGGGGCAGUCCCGCGCAAACUCGUAUUGACCGGAAAAUAUUCCAAGGAGUUUUUCACCAAGAAAGGUGACCUGAAGCACAUUACGAAGCUGAAGCCGUGGGGUUUGAUGGACGUACUGAUGGAUAAAUACGAGUGGUCUCGCGAGGAGGCUUAUACCUUCACUGAUUUCCUGCUUCCUAUGCUAGAGCUCUUGCCAGAGAAAAGAGCCACAGCUGCCGAUUGUCUGCGGCACACUUGGCUUGCCCUCUAGUUGGUUUUCUGCAUCACUGCACCUACUUCAGGCCAUCUCUCCCUAAACUCAAGAGACUGCAACAGAUCACUUUCCAAUUUUUAGAGCGUAUGGGGUAGUUAUUUUUCUUCUGUUUAUCUGAGUGAUUUCUAAUACUUGGUUCAUCAGAGGAAUAGUACAUUUUGUUCUUGCUGUUUUGUUUGACUGAAAGUGUUGAGAGGUUUUCUUAUGGGUCACAACUUCUGUGAUCUUACAUCUCUCUUAUUAUGGCAAAGAAUGAAAUGGUGAUGUGGAUGUUUUCGCUCAUUGUCUUGUUUAUAUACCUGUGUAUUUUCAGAUGUUAUAAAAAUAGGGGUGUAUAUUAAAAAAAGUUCACUCCACCUGAGUGCUAACUGCUUGGACUGCAGUAUGAUGCAUAGGAAAUCCUUUUUGUUAUGUGUAGUUUCCUGAGUUGGGAAGGAAUGGUGGUUUGUGGAAAGGGAAUAGUUUUGUUUAACUUAUGACUGUAAUGUAUAUAAAUUCAAAUUGUUUCAGUUCUGUCAUGUUCUCCCUACCUGUGUUUCUCUCAACCUAUAAAAGUGUCGUGUGUGUGUGUGCGUAUUAGUUCAGUAAGUUUUGAUCUUGUCAGUCUCAGAUUUGACUUUUAAGAACUAGUCUCCUCUCCCAUGAGUUCGUACAUAAUUGUGUACAAGAUGAUUCCAUGCAAAGUGAGUAACUGGUAAGGGCCACAAAAAUGAGAUUUCUUGGGGGGGGGGGAAGAAACAUUUAUUGUCUGGUUGUGUGUGUGCUUGUGAGAGCACGUGUGCAUGUGUGUGUCUGUAUAUAUGUGUACCAAAGAGUUUGCCUUGAUCUGUAUAUUACAGCCAUGUACAGUUUUUAAAAGAAAUCCUACUAUUGCAUCUAAGAUUAUUUAGCUAGAUAGAAGUGAUUUAAUAAAGUAUUUGGAGGAUGGGUGAACCCAUUUGUCUCAAUGUUCUCAAAUAAAAAAACAAAUGAACAAAUAGAGGUUAAUAAAAUGGUAACU